CAAUCGCGGACGCGCUUGAUAGCCGUCACGUAACAAGGACUGCGUGCGACGAGAUCAGUGAAUGCGUGAUCAUGCGAUAAAAACUACGAAAAAGAUCGUUUUAAGUCACAAAGGAUAACCUACCAAGAAGUCUGGGAUCAAUAACACUGAGGAUUCAGGACCUUUCAAUUGAAUGUGGUGUAUGUGUGAGACUUGAUGGGCGAUGUCUAGACGCGGACGCUACAGGCUCACCAAGACGGGGCCAUCCACCUCUGAGUGUGAGACUCCUCAGGGGCCUGGCAUUCAUGUCUAUCUCUUCUGGACCAAAGGCGGCGAGCGUUAUCUGACCCACAAGGACAAGGUGGUCACUGCUGAGGAGCUGUCAAUCAGGGCAGCUCAGGAUGCUGGGAUUACUCCGAUGUGCCACAAUCUUUUUGCUCUAUACGACCCUCAGUCUCACUGCUGGUACAGUCCGAACCACAGCUUUGACCCACAAAAUGUAUCUGUAGAAGUUCACUUCCGCAUGAGGUUUUACUUCCGUAACUGGCAUGGGUUGAGUGACAAGGAACCUGCCGUGUUCCGCUAUGCCCAACGGACAGCAGGGUCAGAGAAGUUGGGCUCCCCUCUGUUGGAGAUGCCCUCUCUGGAUUACCUGUUUGCCCAGGCAAAGUUUGACUUUGUGAAUGACAUUGCGCCCAUGGAAGACGUACGAGGCAAUGCAGAACUGGUUCGGUAUAAAGAUGAGAGCUUGGGGAUGGCUGUGCUUCACAUGUCUCACAAGGCCCUGCAGUCGGACUCCAACCUGCAAGAUGUGGCCAGACACAUCAGCUACCUGCGCUGCAUCCCGCGGUCCUUCUCCCGGCACAUCUCGCGCGACAACUUCCUCACCAAGCUGCGAAUCCGCCGCGUCUUCGCAGAGUUCGUGCGGAGCUUCCAGCAGCACACCGUGGCCCAGGGCAAGCUGGGCCCCCAGGAAGUCAUGUACAAGUACCUGGCCACCCUGGAGAACCUGGCGCCCCGCUUCGGCACGGAGACAUUCAUCGCGGUCCGCCUGGCACUGAAGAAGGACGGCGACAGCAGCGGCUCUUACCUGAGCGACUCCCGGGUGCAGGGGGACGUGGAGGAUGGCGCUGAGCAGGAGGCCACACACGAGGUUAUGAUCUCUGGCACCACAGGCAUCCAGUGGAGGGAGAUCUCGGCUCUAAAGGCUCCGGACAACGACUACCUGGGGAACAUGAACAGUAAAAAGAAAAACAGGCAACAGUCCUUCUCCCAGGAACCGAGCACCCCAGACAAAUGGAACAACUUUUGUGACUUCCCUGAAAUCUCCCACAUCGCCAUAGUCGGAGCCAAUGUCUGCAUCUGUCAUCAGGACAAUCACGCAAUGGAUCUGCAGCUGAGGUCCAGUCAGGAGGCUCGCUCCCUCGUCUCCCUGCUGGACGGCUACUUCCGCCUCAUCGCCGAUGCCCACCACUACUUGUGCCAUGAGGUGGCUCCGCCCAGAGUGGUCCUCAGCGCAACCAACGGAAUCCACGGCCCCCUCAGGGAAGAGUUUGUCCAACAGAAACUGAAAAAAGAGGCAGGCUCAGAGGGGGUAUAUAUCCUGCGUUGGAGUGUCCUGGAUUACCAUUGCAUCAUUUUAGCUGUGCUGAGCAAGAAUGAGAAGGGUGAAACAUACAAACAGUUCAGGAUCCUUCAGAAGGAGGACAAGUUUGUGCUCGAGGGCUGGAACAAGGAGUUUUGUAGUGUGAAAGAGCUCACCGAUGGCCUCAAGACCUUCGUGCUCCGGUCUGGUGACGACUCGUUCACUGUGAAGAGAUGCUGCCCUCCCCGCUCUGCAGAGCUUUCAAACCUGCUGGUGAUUAGACCGGGCGCCAGCAGCAGCAGCAAGCCGCUCUCAGAAACCCUCAACCUGAGCCAGCUCAGAUUUCACCAGAUUAAAGACAAGGAAAUCACACGCGAUCAGCAUCUGGGAAGGGGCACCAGGACAAACAUCUACUCUGGCCGCCUGCAAGUGCAUGGUGGGGCUGAGGACGAAGAGGACGAAUCGAAUAACAACCACAUCAGUGCCAAAGGCAUCCGAGUAGUUCUCAAGAUCCUGGACCAGAGCCAUAAGGACAUAGCCCUGGCAUUCUUUGAGACGGCCAGCCUUAUGAGCCAGGUGUCCCACGGUCACCUGGUGUUUGUCCAUGGAGUAUCAGUAAAGGGAUCUGAGAACGUCAUGGUUGAGGAGUUUGUGGAAUUUGGUCCCUUGGAUAAUUUCCUCCGGAAAGAGAGAGGGCGACUCACUCCGCAGUGGAAAUUUACAGUGGCUAAACAGUUAGCCAGUGCUCUCAGUUACCUGGAGACAAAGCGCUUAGUCCAUGGAAACGUCUGCGCCAAGAAUAUUCUGGUGGUGAGACGAGGACUAGAGGAGGGUACUUCUCCUUUCAUUAAGCUGAGUGACCCGGGCAUCUCGCUCACGGCCCUGACACGUCAAGAGCGUGUCGAACGAAUCCCCUGGAUCGCCCCGGAGUGUGUGCCGCCCGGAGCUCCCCUGGGCCACGCCGCUGACCAGUGGAGCUUUGGCACCACGCUGCUGGAGAUCUGCAACAACGGAGACCUGCCUAUGAGUACCAGCUCACCCCACGAGGCACGCCAUUGCAACCCCCCCACCCAGGCUCACAGUCUCACACACACACACACACACACACACUCAAACCAGUGCUCACACCAGGCCUCUUUCUGUCUGCUUUCCUCUUUCUCUCUUUUCUUUUCUAUUUCUCCUGAGCAGAAAGAGCGUUUCUAUGAAACGCAGAGCCGCCUGGCUGAGCCCUCGUCUCAGGAGUUGGCCAGCUUCAUCAGCAAGUGCCUGACCUACAAUCCGGCUGAGAGACCUUCCUUCCGCGCCAUUCUAAGGGAGCUGACAGAACUGCAGCUCAAGAAUCCUGACAUUUCCUCAAAGUGUGACUCAAAUCCAGACACUGACCCAAGUGUCUUCCUCAAGCGUUACCUUAAGAAGAUCAGGGACCUGGGAGAGGGCCACUUUGGAAAGGUCAUGCUGUAUAUUUACGACCCGUCCAACGAUGGUACUGGGGAGUACGUGGCGGUGAAGGCCUUGAAACACGAUGGAGGUGGACAUCUCCAUGAUGGCUGGAUGAAAGAAAUUAAAAUUCUCAAAAACCUCUACCACGACAACAUCGUCAAGUACAAGGGCUGCUGCUCGGAACUAGGAGGGCAGGUCGUGCAGCUGAUCAUGGAGUUCCUCCCACUGGGCAGCCUGAGGGAGUAUCUUCCCAAGCACCGCCUGGGGAUGGCACAGAGUCUACUCUUUGCUCAGCAAAUAUGCCAGGGAAUGGAUUACCUCCACUCAAUGCGCUAUAUCCACAGGGAUUUGGCUGCCAGGAAUGUGCUUGUGGAGAAUGAGGGCGUUGUGAAGAUUGGCGACUUUGGAUUGACAAAAUACAUUCCAGAAGGGGAUGUCUACUAUCGCGUCCGUGAGGAUGGCGACAGCCCGGUGUUUUGGUAUGCUAUUGAGUGUCUGAAAGAGAGCAAGUUCUCUUUCUCUUCUGAUGUGUGGUCCUUUGGAGUGACACUGUAUGAGAUUUUUACCCACUGUGACCCUCGACAAAGCCCUCCUUCGAAAUUUUUUGAGAUGAUGGGAAGCGUUCAAGGCCAGAUGACCGUGAUGAAGCUGAUCUCUCUGCUGGAGAGACAUAGACGACUGCUCUGCCCAAAAGACUGCACUCAAGAAGUGUACACAUUGAUGAGACGGUGUUGGGAAGUUGACGCAUCAGAGCGGCCGUCAUUUAAAGACCUCAUCGGAUCCAUAGAAAACAUCAGGCAGGGAUACGAACACCAGCCCACUGUGCGACUGGCCCAGAUCAACCCCUGCUGAAGACCUCUUUCCAAAAGCGUCUGCCUGUUACAACCACUCUCUGGAGCACAAAGCCAUCCCUGGUAUUCGCCUCACAGGGCCCUCGCCCUGCACUGAGGAGCUGCUAAUGCACUAUGCCUAACUGUCAUUGUUUGGUCUCACGAGCCCACUUUCAUGAACUUUCCUCUGGCACUUUAGACCCCACUGCACUGCAUACCGUCGGUCCCAGUUCAUUUUAUAUCUGCAGUUUAUGUCUGCAGCUUUGUGUGCUGUUCCACGAAGUAGAUCGCUAUGAUUCUGAAUGUGUAUAGUAAAAUGCCUUGUGCCACUUAUCACUGCAAUCACUGUGUUACCUUAUGAAUGGCCCUCUGUCACCUGCCAUGCAUUUUCUUUAACCAAUAAAUAAUUCCAACAUAUACAUGACGGCACUUACUUUCAUAUGCAUGGGCAAAAAAUGUGCUGCUGUUUUUUUUGUACAGUUGUUCAAAAGCCAAUGUGUUUUUUGUGUGUUUUUUUUUUUUUUUUUUCCUGGGGGGGGGGGUACGUCUGGCAGUUAAUGAUGGGAUAACUUUAAAUGUGUUGGCCUUUUUGUUGUGUAUUUGUAACUAUGGGCAUAUGUUGUGAUCACUCACCUUUGGUUUCUUAAAAAUGUAUGCAUGUGUUGAUUUGACCAAACUUCGUAUGUUUUGCUCUGUAUUUCUCUGUAAUAAACCAUGUUAUUAAAGUAAUCUAAAUAUA
Molecule: messenger RNA, 4573 nt
Organism: Alosa alosa (allis shad)
Lineage: Eukaryota; Metazoa; Chordata; Actinopteri; Clupeiformes; Clupeidae
Gene: tyk2
Product: tyrosine kinase 2
Exons: 23
Coding region: 203-3856 (1217 amino acids)
Biological process (GO): cytokine-mediated signaling pathway; intracellular signal transduction; peptidyl-tyrosine phosphorylation
Cellular component (GO): cytosol; cytoskeleton; membrane
Molecular function (GO): cytokine receptor binding; non-membrane spanning protein tyrosine kinase activity; ATP binding
Source: RefSeq, a predicted model, not a curated record